Molecule: messenger RNA, 405 nt
Organism: Galleria mellonella (greater wax moth)
Lineage: Eukaryota; Metazoa; Arthropoda; Insecta; Lepidoptera; Pyralidae
Exons: 2
Coding region: 1-405 (134 amino acids)
Source: RefSeq, a predicted model, not a curated record
AUGAAUAGAAGUUUUCAUUUCCUCAGGAAACAUUUCCGCCCACUCAGAAAUUUCAGCAGUAAAGUUGAAAUCAAUGAAAAUGAACCAAUCAAAUUUACAACAAGUGCUGCAGCAAGAAAAACAGCAUUACCCGUUUUCAGAAAGCCUAUAGCAAAUAUGCCUUGGUACCAACCAUAUAGCGUUGUAGGUAGUGUUGCAGUAUUUCUUAUUUAUUUCUGUAUAUUAAGAGAAGAAAGUGAUAUAGAUCAAGAAUUCGACAAAACUCUUUAUGACAGAAUCAAAGGUCUUGAGAAGCAGCAACUCAUACAGUCUUACAAAUUCAAUAAAGAACAUGGUAAAAGUGUUGAGGAUAUAGAGAGGAGACUUAAGGAAUUAGAAGUGUUAGAGGCAAAACAACUUGUUUAG